Striga asiatica is the source of this 869-nucleotide messenger RNA. NCBI's taxonomy places the organism in Eukaryota, Viridiplantae, Streptophyta, Magnoliopsida, Lamiales, Orobanchaceae. The record is from the annotation of a GenBank genome assembly.
GAACUACUGAAAUGGCAUCUUAUCGAAAUGCCGACAUGGAGCCCAAACAGCAACAACAGAAAGGAGGGCAUAGAGCUGCAUCAUUUGCGUUCGUUAUGGCGGCCCUAGAAACGUUGACAUUCAGUUCGAAUGCUGUGAGCUUGUUCAAUUACUUUCAUGGGUACAUGAACUUCAGCUUGACCAAGUCGGCUAACGCCCUCACAAAUUACAUGGGCACGGCUUUUUUGCUUUCCCUAUUUGGAGGAGUCAUUUCAGAUACUUACAUCUCAAGGUUCAAGACCUGCCUCAUCUUCGGAACCAUACAAGCAAUGGGAUACGCUUUGUUAGCCGUACAAGCCCACCUAAAACAGCUCAGACCCUUUCCUUGCAAAGAUGUCCAAGCCAGCCAAUGUGUAGCGGCCAGCACGAAUCAGGAGGCCAUGCUAUUCACGAGCCUCUAUCUCGUGGCCCUUGGGAGUGGGGGGGUCAAGGCUGCCCUGCCUUCCCUUGGGGCAGACCAAUUUGACUCAAGGGACCCCAAGGAAGCUCCUUGCCUCUCGAGCUACUUCAAUUGGUACUACUUUUUUGUCAACAUAGGGGCCAUUCUCGGGUUGACUUUUAUUGUCUGGAUUAAUACGAACACGGGUUGGGAUUGGGCAUUUGCCGUGUGCGCUAUGGCUAUAAUGAUGGGUGUGUUGGCCCUGAGCAUGGGGCGUUGUUGGUACCGGCAUAAUGUGCCUCGGGGGAGUCCAAUUACUAGAAUUCUGCAGGUGUUUGUUGUGGCGUUUAAGAACAGGAAUAUGCCGGUGCCAGAGAACGAUGAGGAGUUGCAUGAAGUUGGUGAUAAAGAAGCUGAGCACACUGAGAUUCUGCAAAGGACAGAUCAAUUC